UAUCGUUACCCGUAGCAAGCUCUAAAUUCAACUUCUGCUUUUAAGUGAACGUUAGAAAAGAAACAGUUAGUCUUAAUUGCACUCUUUAAAACAACAAUAAAGACGUGUGUGCGUCGGUCAGAAGGUAAACAAAAGCCUGAAAUUCUAAACUCAGGACCACAGUUUCCCUGCAGAGUCUUAUGCUUCGGUGGGGUAACUGGACUUGCAGCUAAAUCAGUGCCACGCUCCACAAGAGCGAGAAUUAGCCUCAUAAAUAUCACAAACACCAACUUUUUCUUUGGCGAAGUCACCCGCGAAGCACCUUAAAAAUUUUGCGGUUUUCAAGGCAACCGGCCCGUGUUUGAAGUCUCAUCCCCGCAGCCCUGUGGCCUCCGUGUCUGCGCUAUCAUGAGUGUUCCUCUUUAGCCCACCCAGCCUGACUGGUAGGACUGGAUGUGAUUGCUGUUGUCGAGCGAGUUUUUACAAGAGCUCAUAGUUGGGUAAGCAGAAGAGUGGCAGAUGGAUGUGUAGCUGUACGCCCGGACUGUCACCAGUUUAAUGACGUGCCCUGCAGUCUGUGAACUUCCUCUGCCAUGGAUUUAAAAGCGGGCCUUACGGCAGAGCCAGAGAAGCUAGAGAAGAUGCAAAAGAUUCUUGUGCCCGGUUAAGACUUGAAGUAGGAAGGCUUGGGCCAAAAAACGGAAAUGGAAACAAGAAGGAACACCACAGCAGGGGUUGUGUUCUGGACCCCUGCCCCAGUCCGCACCCCGUCCGCCAGCGCUGUGGCAUCAGAGGACGACUGGGAGGAUGAGGAUGCAGAACAGGCUGAGGGAGUGGAUGACUUUGACAGCCUGAUGGAUGAGAAUGGCAUUAUCGGACUGUCAGAGCCUCUGGAUGAUGUGGAAUUAAGGGAAGCUCGUGGCGAUAUAGCAGCAGAAUGGAAUCCAGGCGGGCGUCCCGGAGCGCUUACCCCCGAGGAGGUCGGGCCUAGUGGGUGUGAGAGGGAUACGCCCCCUGAGGAGCUGAGCUACAACCUGAGUGAACAAAUGUCCCACAAUGAAUCAUCAGGAGAGGAUGUACAAAUCCAGUCAUCCUGUUAUGACAUGACUGGUAACCUAGAAGCAUGGACACAACAUGAGGAGCAGAAAGAGCAGGAGGCAGAGCCCCCUCCUGAGUGGGAUGAAUACCUGGGCAUGACAGAGGAGGAGAGGGAUGGAGAGGAGGAGGGACAGGGACAUGGCAGGAAUGGAAAGAUACAUGAUCACUUUAGCCAAUCAGGACCUCUGCAUUCUUUGUGUGAGGGCUCUAUUAGCGAAAGAGAAAAUCUGCAAACUGGCCUGACACGGUCUUAUAGUGUCCCCCUGCCAAGUGACGACCUGGCUGAGGUUUCCGCCCAUUACUGCCCAGAAUCCCACGCUUUCCCUCACCUGCUGCAUUUCACUGCUGAGGAAUUAGCUUCUGCCCCAGGAAUCGAAGCGGAGACCUUUCCAGAAAUGGGCUUCACAGAAAGCCUUCCAGAGUCUCACUGCAGCCACAUGAGUCUCAAGUCCAGCCCUAGAUCCCCAGACACGAAACUCAGCGCUUCUCCUCAGCCAGCAGCAGCGUUUCCUGAACGAGUCAUGACAAAUAAUUUCAGCAGAGUAAAUAAUGGCCCCGUUGAAGGAUCGGGGAAAUUAGAUGAGCGUCACAAGCAGCCUAUUCCCGCACCAAGAAAGACAAGGCAGCACUCUUCUGAAGUAUCGUGUUCAGGAGCUGGCAGCAGAGUCAGGACAGACUCAGUAAAAUCCAAACAGUACAACACAAAGCUUAUCAGAGACAAAGGACAAAUGAUGUCCAGAUCCAGGAAUACUGCUGUUGAAGAGGACGAAUCCAGAAAAGGGCCUCUGAGUUACCAAACACCAGACUUCUCCAAGGUGGAACCCAGGGUGUGUUUCCCCAAAGGUGGUUACAAGCCCCCAAGAAGCAGGCGCUCCUUCAUGAGGGAUUCCUUGUCGCCUGCGCCGCCUUUAGUGUUUAAAUCUCCAGCUGAAAUCGUUGAAGAAGUCCUGCUGAACACCACAGACGGAUCUCAUGCCCCGUCAGACUUUAACAGACCACCAGCUGCCAACUCUAUAGUGCCUCAGGAGUUCCGAUGCCCGGAGCAGGCCACCACGCUGCUCGUUCAGUUUCAGGAAGACUACAAGAGACUGCUGACUAAGUACGCAGAGGCAGAAAACACCAUUGAUCGUCUGCGCCUGGAAGCCAAGAACAGAGAUAUAGAGAACCAGCAGCCCAGGUCCAGACAGUGUCAGCGCUACACAGUCAGAGCAGUAAACCUGUACUCUGACCCUCCGAAGGCCGGCCACUCUGUGCAGUCAGGACUGAGACUCGAUGCUUCCAAGUUCAUAACGCUAGAUUUUCCUCAAGCUCAGAGAGCACAAGUCAAUUCAGCUUCUCUUUGUCCGGAUGAGCACAGUGCUCCUCAGGGAAAUUUAGUUUCCUCUCCUUCUACCAGAAGUCCAGACCCUCAGCUGGGACAGCAGCUAGCCGAUAUUCUCUUCAGUCAGACUGACAAGUUCUUCCAGCAGCUGCAGACUUUUGAAGAUCUCCUCAAGAGUAAAAAGCUCCAACCCUCAGAACAAAUAAAGGGUCUCACUCAACUUGCUGAGGGGCUUGAUUCUUUAGAAAGAGGUUACCUGUUAGCAAGAGAUGAGCACAAACUCCUUCAGCAGCGAGGAGUGGAUGUCAGCCACUUUGACCCUGACAGGGAGCUGGAGGGAUUGAUCUUUCAGUGUGGGCUGGCUAUGGAGGAGCUGAAGGAGCAGGUGGAACAGAUGAGACAGGAGCAGCCUACCUGUGAGGCUCCUCCUUCUCCACCUCCUCAACCCACCCCUUCACCUCCGCCCUCUGAGGAAGAAGAAACCUUAACUCUUACACAGAGCCCGCCCGUGCCUUUACUGGUUGGUCCUGGUGACGUAGCAGAGGUGGAGGUGAGCUCAGUCAGUAAAGAGAGUGAGGAAGAAGCUGCGGACGAAGAAGCCUUCUACCUCAAACAUCUGAAUGACAAUGGUGUCGAACAAGACUUCACCGUGCCUGUGGUUCACCAUGAAAGCUUCAAGGGGCUUCCCAUUCUUCUAGACUGUAAACUGAUGGGAACGCUGCCCAGUUCUGCUGCUUUAAAAAUGGAUAUGCAGCCUGUGGACAAGGAGGAAGAGAGACGGGGUCAAAGAACAGGAAACAGUGAAGUCCGGAAACCUCUCCCACAGAGGAAAGGCGACGCAGACUUCCAGGACUUUCCUAGCACCAGCAAACAGCACAGCAGCAGGUCUAGUCCUCCUUCACACAGGGCCUCCAGUCAGAGCACUAAGCCUGUCCUCCCUUCCUCCAGCCGAAAGAGUUUAUCUGUAGUUAGGUCCCACAGCAGCAGCCUGAGCAGCCUUGGAGAUAUCACUGCAUCGGAAAUGAAGAGCUCCAAGCUUCAAACUGGGUGCAGGAGAGUUCCUUCUCAGGAUGGGGUCAUCUCCCCAGAGACAGACAGUGGGUUUGUUGGUUCUGAGAGCAGCCGCCUGACUCCUGCUGCAGCUCCAAGACCUCUCCACCAGAGGCCGCCAGAGAGUGUUUCAGUGGAUCAGGAAGUAAACACAGGGAGGCAGACAGGCCCAGUCUCUGCCUCAUCUCCUUCUUCCUCACGGUCACACUGUCGCACAGCCAAGGAGCCCAGAGUGGGCUUAAAGCUCAAUCCCGACCUGUCAAGGAGAACCAGGCAGGGGCAGAGGAGACGCACCUUCUCCUGCUCCCCACAGCGCCGUGUCAGUCAGAGUGAACAAACCAGGCUCGACGGUGGAACCAGUGAGUUUGGGCAGCAGAGCGACAGCACUCGCCCCGGGUCUGAAGGUGAACAGAGUGACCAGUACACCGAGUCCUUCAGUUCCAUCCACAGCUCUCAUUUAAGCUCCUCCUCACCUGCACGUUAUCACCAUGGCGAUCCUCUGAGGGCACUGAGCUCCAGCGAGAGGGCGAACUGCAAAGAGGCAAUCCAGACACUGCAGACUGAGGUGACCCGACUGAAAGACAAACUAGACAGUUGUCUGAAAAAUAAGAAGUCUCUCAGCUCCGUGAGAACAACUCUUUCAGCUCAGAGGAACGGCUCCCACACCAGGACCUCUACACCUCUCAUCAGGUCUGGGGAGCAACAGAGGGAUUUCAGUGUGGGAAGAAGAGAAACACAGACAGUUGAUGAGGUAGAGGAGGAGUCUACACUGAGACCAACAACCAGGAAGACGUCUGCUUCUGCACACAGACAGAGACCACAACUACACACAUUGACAAGAUCCGAGCUGAUCGGAUCAUCCACACCAUCGCCUCAGGUGUCCAGACACACUCAGACACCUGCAGCACCAGAUAGCCACUGUUCACACACAACUACUGUUGGCAGCAGAAGAAUUCAGCCUCGGCAGCAUCCUGUUGUGUCUGUACACGUGUCUGAACCAUCAGAUGAACCUGACAGCAGAAGAAGUGGAGCUCCUGUUUGUCUGUUGUGUCACGGAGGACGAUCUGAGCGGCCGGUUGGUGGCAACAAAGAGCCGCUCCGUUCCUCCGCUCAUUGUCCUCACUGUGGACGCCUGCACCCAUCCAGAUGCACUGAGCCAGACUGCUGCAGACACUCGCGCUCCCCAUCACACAUAAGCUGGCAGCCAGCAGAGUCCCCUGACAGAACAGCCAGCGGCAGAUACUUUGCAGCUGCAGCUUCACCUGCGCUGCUGCACUACAUGCCUGUGUGCCCGCCACAGCUCCUGCUGUACUCCUCCCCCCUCUACGUGCCUCCUACCAACGGCGCCGGCCCAUCCUCAGGCGUCAGGAGUUCCAAGGAGGUGAGGGGACGGACUAGACGCUCCCAGUCCGUUGACAAGCAGCGCUCCGUGGACAGCUCUCUGGACAGAGCCAUCAGCGCUGCCCGACACAUGAAACACACCUCCAGACACAUGGCUCGCUCCUUGGCUACUGGACUGCAGUACCAGGAGCUGCUGACUCAGUCUUGCAGCUACUGAAGUGUGAACUCUUUUCGCAGAACCACCAACUCGACAGAGCCGCCGGUUCAGCUGUGGGACGAGGCCCCGGACAUCGGCGGGAGACAACAGAACAGAGCGCAGGGGCAAAGAGAAUAAACAGAUAAAAGUCUCCUCUUUGUAAAUGUUACUCACGGUUGUCGAUGUUUUUAAAGGUACAUUCAAAUUUCUAUUGAAUAUCUCAGGUGACCAAAUAUGAAUUUAUUUUAGUAGGCAUCAUAUUUAUAUCCAACGACAUGCUGGCAUAAACGAAAAUGACUCCCCUGUAAACAGUGAAGUGCUAUGGAUCAUAUUGAUUUUUAAACCUACAGUUAUUUACUUCACCUGACAUGAGAACUUACUCUUCUGUGUCUUGAUAUUGUCAUGUGAUAGUGCUCUAUUUUGAGCUAUUUAUUGAUCAUGUGACUUGUUUCUAGUUUGUAGAAAUAGGAUUCAGUGUUACGUUAGCUGCUGCAUGAACGUUUUUCUUGUUGAUCCUCUAAAAUGUGAUUCUGUAAAUUUGCUUUUAUAAAAACACAAUGCAUAGAGUCACGUGGCCACGAGGAACCUGAGAUGCUGGAUACUUCUAACAUUAGUUCCCCUUAUGCUGUUGAUAGAUAAUUCCUUUAUUGUAGGACUAUGAAUUUUCUAAUUCUCAUAAUCUUGUGCAUGAGUCGAGUCCUGCUGUAACUCGCCGUCUUUAGAGGACGCAAACGUGACUAUGUUCAUUUUCUCGGAUAAAACGAUCAUAUUUGUUGAAACGUCCCACAGAUCAGGUAGAUCAGGUGGGUAGUUGAAAAGAAUCCCAUUUUUGUUCAUUUCUAAUCGUUUUUUUUUUUUUUUUUUUACUUUUGUAUCUUUUUAUAUUUCGCAGGGAACCUUCAUUUUGUUGUCAGUGAGACAAAUAAAUGUGAAAAAGAACAUUUGUCUGUGUACAAUUCAUGUUUCUUGGAAGACCUUACAGCUGCCAUUACAAAAAAUAAUAAGUAAAAAUGGAGAUGAGUCGUUGAUAUAAUGGAAGCCAAUUUAUUAGACAGCCUUAGUACAUACUAGGUACACAUGGAAGUAUUGUUUGUGCUUCAACACUCGCAAACAUACAAUCCCAAUAAGUUAAAGAGUUUCAGGACAGACUAAUGUUUCAAUAUUAUUUUUCUCUGAUAAAUAAAUUUGAUAUAAAUCAAUUGAUUUGACAGAGUAAAACCUAUGCAACAGCAAAUAAUGAUUUAAAAAAAAACACACACACACAAAGUCAAGCGUUUGCAUCACAGAAAACGCAUUAUAGUGCAAUAUGCAACGUCGUUUGGCCAGGAAAGAGGGAAGAGAGGGAGGAAAUAAAAGUGGCUUGGGUUUAAGUUCGUUUUUUUUUUCUUGCAAAGCCAUUCACCAUUGGAGGGUUUUACAUUGCACCAGAGGAGGAAACAGACAAAGAAAAUAUAGAUAUUAGUUCUUUUUCCCAGUUGACCACUAACAGCUACAGCUAAAACUUCACAAACACAGAGGCUUCACAUUGGCAUUUUUUUUUUUUUUAAAGGAAAAGUUU
Molecule: messenger RNA, 6543 nt
Organism: Mugil cephalus (flathead mullet)
Lineage: Eukaryota; Metazoa; Chordata; Actinopteri; Mugiliformes; Mugilidae
Gene: akna
Product: AT-hook transcription factor
Exons: 26
Coding region: 684-5006 (1440 amino acids)
Biological process (GO): epithelial to mesenchymal transition; neuroblast division in subventricular zone; neuroblast delamination
Cellular component (GO): centrosome
Source: RefSeq, a predicted model, not a curated record